AUGAAGCUGGCGUUCGGCCUAAGAGGCAACAAACUCACAGCAGGCCACGUAGCGACAGUUAUUAUUCCUGCCUACAUAUGCUUUGGCUACCUCAAUGCAGUUUCGAGUGGCAUUGUCGACCGGCAAUCAUGGGUAACUCAAUUCCCGAAAUUGGACACCGUGAAUACAACUGGAGCUGCCAAAUCACAGAAUUCUCGAAUUGAAGGAACCGUCGUGGCUCUAUUCAAUCUAGGAUGUCUGUUCAGUUCAAUUGGAUGUAUAUUUAUUGGUGAUAAGCUGGGAAGGAAACGCACCUUCAUGCUUGGACUGUCCAUCACCAUUGUCGGAUCUAUCUUACAAAGUACGGCCUUUUCAAUGGCUCAUCUUAUUGUCGGUAGACUGGUCACAGGGUUUGGCUUUGGGGCUGUGACAGCAACGGGACCUAACUGGCAAAGUGAGACAACGACACCCAGUCUGAGAGGAUUUGUUGUUAUGCUUCAAAGUGGCUUCUUGGCCACUGGUUUAGCUUUGGCAGGGUGGCUUGAAUAUGGCCUUGCUUUUACAGAAGGCUCGGUCACUUGGCGACUGCCGCUCGCAUUUCCCGCUUUUCUAUGUCUCGUGUCCCUCAUAUUUGCUCCAUUUUGGCCAGAAUCGCCCCGGUGGCUAGUUAAAGUAGGCCGAAUUGAAGAAGCACGCGAGGUUAUAGCAAUCCUUAUCGACGAAGCCCCCGAAGGAGACCAGGUUAUACGCCAGAUUGAAGAAAUUGAACAAUCUCUUCAAGAGACUGGAGAAGGUUCAUUCAGGGAUAUCUUUCGCAAAGGACCGUCGCGGUUCGGUCACCGAGCCCUCAUAGCUAUAGCAACUCAGAUGGGACAACAGAUAUGUGGCCAGAACGCUAUCACUUUCUACCAAUCAACAAUAUUCAAGGAGUUUUUGGGCAUGACAGGAAAUAUGCCAUUGCUAAUGUCAGCAGUACUCUACUCUUGGAAAAUCCUUAUCAGUCCUUUUGGGGCAUUAACAGUGGAGAAAGCAGGCCGUCGCAAGCUUCUUAUAUUAUCAUUCAUCGGAAUGGGAAUCUCUAUGGCAGUAAUGGGAGGUUGUAUCUCCCAAAAAGGCAAUAAGAUGGCGUCAAACACGGCUGUGGCCUUUAUUUUCCUCUACGUGUUUUUCUACGUUACAGGAUGCAUUGGUCUAACGUACUUGUACUGCUCUGAAAUUGCUCCCUUAGCCGUGCGAACACAGAUCACCGGCAUGUCGACCGCUUCAUCAUGGACAUUCAAUUUUAUUGUGGUAGAAGUGACCCCGGAUGGGUUCAGCUCUUUGGGGUGGAAAUACUUCAUUGUAUAUGCAGCAAUUAACCUUGUUUUACUUGUGCCGAUGGUUUAUUUCUUCUUCCCCGAGACCAGAGGUCUUCAUCUUGAGGCAAUUGACAAUAUAUUUUUGGAAAGCAAAAGCAUUUGGCACCCCGUCAGAACAGCACGGGCAAGGGGGAAAGACUUUCUACUCUAUGGGCAGAAUGGGCAUGCGAAUGACGAAGAGAAGAAACAGGAAGAAAGACAUGAAUAUGCUGUUUAG
Penicillium angulare is the source of this 1554-nucleotide messenger RNA. RefSeq names its product sugar porter family MFS transporter. Gene Ontology annotation, biological process: transmembrane transport; carbohydrate transport. Gene Ontology annotation, cellular component: membrane. Bases 1 to 1554 code for a protein of 517 amino acids. Gene Ontology annotation, molecular function: carbohydrate:proton symporter activity. NCBI's taxonomy places the organism in Eukaryota, Fungi, Ascomycota, Eurotiomycetes, Eurotiales, Aspergillaceae. The transcript is spliced from 5 exons. The record is from RefSeq and is a predicted model, not a curated record.